Messenger RNA from Malaya genurostris, 2022 nucleotides. RefSeq names its product juvenile hormone esterase-like. NCBI's taxonomy places the organism in Eukaryota, Metazoa, Arthropoda, Insecta, Diptera, Culicidae. The record is from RefSeq and is a predicted model, not a curated record. The transcript has 5 exons. Gene Ontology annotation, molecular function: cholinesterase activity. Bases 272 to 1996 code for a protein of 574 amino acids.
AGUAGUGUACGACGACCCUUUGACCGUUUGCAAAACAACAACGCUUGUCCAAUAAUCGUUUCUAUUGUAAAAUAACCGUAACUUUGCACUUUGCACUCGCUGUUUACAUUAUUUUGCUAAUUAUAUACAAAUUGAACCCAGUAUUACCGCAAUUACACAGCCUAACUUAUUAUAAUGAAUAAUCUAUGAAUAGAUUGUUACUCUUAUCUAACUAACGGAUUGGUGCUCAGUUCAGUGCUCUUGGGUCUACUGAGAGCUACGGUUCGCAAAAAUGAUUACGUUUGGGGUGUACAACCAUGUGUUCAAAAUUGCACUUUCGUAUAUUAAACACUUUUUUCUUAACCUAAUAAUUCGCUGUUGGCCGGGUAUAGAACGGCCGAUCGUUGAAUUGCGACAGGGCAAAGUACAAGGUGUGACGGAUAAACUCCCAAACGGAAGAAAAUAUCACUUUUUCAAAGGUAUCCCUUACGCAAAGCCACCCAUUGGAGAACUACGCUUCCGAUCACCGGAGCCAUUGAAACGCUUCAAUAAACCAGUACUCAACUGUAGCUCAGAUAAGGGUUUCAUUAAACAAAGUUUGGCCAUUUUUGAUUGGCCUGUAAUCGGCACAGAAGAUGGACUGUAUCUAAAUGUUUACACACCGUCUCUGCCAGUAGCUGGACCCAGAAAGUUUCCGGUUAUGGUUUACAUUCAUGGUGGAGGAUUCCGAUACGGUACGGCCAGUGCUGCGAUCUACGAUCCAAAGUACCUUAUCCAGCAGGACGUUGUUGUAGUGUUGAUGUUUUAUCGCUUGGGACCACUCGGAUUUCUAUGUCUGCCAGAUGCCGGGAUCAGUGGUAACGCUGGACUGAAAGAUCAACGCCUAGCUCUGAAAUGGGUUCAUGAAAACAUAUAUUUGUUCGGUGGAGAUGCCGAAAAUGUAACAUUGUUUGGGCAAAGCGCUGGCAGUUGGUCAACUUACCUGCAUUACUUAUCGCCAAAUUCAAGGAAAUACUUUCACCGAGUAAUUUGUCAAAGUGGGGACUCGUGCACUGACUACGCGUUUCAAGUCGAUCCCGAAGAAAAAGCUAGAGCUCUUGCCCGCAUGCUGGGAUACACCGGUAACUCAGAUCAAGAAGUGCUAGCAACUUUGAUGAAAGCUUCAUCGACAACAUUGUUGAAUCUUCAAUACGACGUCCUUAGUCCCCAGGAACAGUCCUGUCCUCAUCGAUUUCUUUUCAGGCCAGUGAUUGAACGGGAGUGUUCCGAAGAUAGCAUAAUUACACAAACUCCGGAAGAAAUUUUGAAACGCUUUGACACGAUUCGUAUGCCUAUUAUAUCAGGUUAUACCUCCGCAGAAGGAGCGCUCUCUCUAUUUUUGAGCAAAAAUCGGAUUAACGAGUACAAUCAACAUCCAGAAUGGCUUGUACCACGAUUUUUAAAUUCUCUGCAAGAUGAUGAUCGAAGGAUUCUUGGAAAUCAAGUGAAACAAUUUUAUAUCGGAAACAAAGAACUAGGCUGGAAUACACUUGACGAAACAUGUGACCUGAUGGCGGAUCUUACCUUUGUCACCAGUAACACCUUGAGUGCUGAAUGGAUAGCUAAGUAUCAACCUAAUGUUCAUCAUUAUCACUACUUGUUUGAUUACAGUGGUAGAUGUAACAUCAUGAAAAUGAUGAUAUCCGAUUCAAUCAUUGGUGCAGCCCACGGAGAUGAUAUUUUUUAUAUGUUCAGUCCAUCAUUGUUGCCAGAUCUGCCCGAUGACAGUGAAGAAUGCGCAGUACGAAAUAUUUACGUUCGUCUCUUCACAAAUUUUGCCAAAUAUGGUAAUCCCACACCAGAUGAAAGCAUUCUAGGAUUCAAGUGGACAGCAGUAACACCUUUGAACAGAGACUCAUUUUCGUUUGAUUUGGACAGCUUACGAAUAAAUCAAUCUCCAGAAAUGGUUAGAAAUGUAUGUCAUAAAAGAAAAGAAUUUUGGAGAAAACUGAUUAAAAGACACUCGAACAUGUUGUGAUUUUCGAAAAGUACAAAGAAAUCAUA